This is a messenger RNA of Colletotrichum navitas, 1632 nucleotides long. RefSeq lists its product as uncharacterized. The coding region runs from base 196 to 1326 and encodes 376 amino acids. The transcript is spliced from 4 exons. Lineage: Eukaryota; Fungi; Ascomycota; Sordariomycetes; Glomerellales; Glomerellaceae. The record is from RefSeq and is a predicted model, not a curated record.
AGUUCACCUGCUUCUAUAUGGUUGUUAGACCACUGUCGCCCUCUUUUUACAUGUUGUUACUUCUCCUUCUCGACGGUCGUUUAUGAAAUUUGCACUACCCCUUACUCAGCUAGUAUCUCUUAUAUAUUCUAGCGGAGCCCGGCCACCCCAUCUAGGAAUCCGUACGGAGCAAUUCAUGCAAUUGGCACAAGCAACAUGUCGACCAUAGACCCCAACCAACGGUUCCUCACAACGCUCGACGGCACAGGCCUGAGCUUAUAUGUCGUAUCCAUCGUCGGCGGCACAAUGUCGCUGAUUGUGGUGGCCUUGAGAACACAUCAGCGGCUUAAGGCGGGGAGCUUCAAAGUGGAUGAUGGCCUGAUGGUUUUCGGUCUGGCCGUCUACCUCGUGGAUGUCGUCCUCGCCUGCAUGGGCGCCAGGAGCGGCCUUGGCACGCGCAAUGCAUACCUUAACCCGACGAUGAUGGUUGAAUCCAUCAAGUACUUGAUGCUCUGGAUGCUUCUGUAUAUCAUAGCGUUGUGCGCUGUCAAGGCAUCGAUUUGCUACACUACGCUACGGAUCGCCACCACCAUGCCCAGGCUGCGCAUGGCUGUCUACGCCCUGCUGGGGCUUACGGUUGCCUCGUUCCUGACAGCCUUCAUUGGCGUUCUUAUGCUGUGCCGCCCGGUCGCGGCCAACUGGGACCAGAGCCUCAUCGCCGAAGGCCGUGGCGAGUGCUCUUCGGUCACCUCCAUGCUGGCCUUGUCGUACACGUCGACCGCAGCCACCAUCGCCACGGACCUCGCGUGUGCCGUUCUCCCGGCCAUCAUUCUCUGGCAAACGCAGAUGAAGCUCUCGACCAAGAUCGUGGUUUCCACCAUCCUUUCUUUCGGCUCCUUUGCUUCCAUCUGCACCAUGAUUCGCACUCCCUAUAUCGACCACUACAACCGCCCCUUGGACGACUUUGCCUACCACAUCGCCAACAUCCCUCUUUGGUCCAAUGUUGAGACCGCCGUUGGCAUUGUUGCCGGAUCGCUUCCCGCCCUGCGCCAACUCGUCACGCGCCACGUCGCGAGCCAAAGUGCAACCAAAGGCACGGGUGGCUCCAGCGGACUCAACCCGUCGUCCGCCGCGCUCGUCACCAUCGGCGGCUCGGGAGGGACGAACAAGAGCAAGAUCCGCAAGGGCUUGAAGUCGAACUUUGAGGUGGGCGACGCAGAACAUGGCGACUGGACCCGCCUCGACGAGGAUACUGCUUCGGACAAGGAGAGCACCGUGCCCAUUCGCGGCAUCCGCAAGGAGACGACCUAUGCGGUCGAGAUGUCUCCGUUCGACGGGCACAAGUAAAUGAAAAAAGAAAAAAGAAAAACCACAACGGGGUAAAACACAAGGAGGAGGAAGAGCUGUACUCGUCAGGCAUGCGUUGAUUUCAGGGCGUCAUCUUUUGACCGGCUGUGGACCGUCGAUCCCGCCCAGUUGUUGCGGCGAGGCUAGGCCCACUGGCACUCAAUGGAAUAGAGCAUUCAAGUGCUGGAUCGACCGGCCACUUGUGCUCGUUGUUGUUCUGGAUUCAAAUGCACAGACCAACCACGUGGAUUCAAUGCCGGAACUCUCAUGUACUCCAUAUAUUGUGAAUACUAUGUUGUCAAUGGG